GAAGUCACAGGGGCUGCUCAGGAUCUUGAUAUGCCUCUCUUGGUCACCAGGUUCCACUCCUGUUCCUGCAGACAUCUCCUAUCCAAGAGUAGGAGAGCAUUCUCUGGUGUUCAGCACUCCCUGGGAAGCUCCUUUUCUUCUACUCUCCACCUUCAACUAGAAGCUGGUGCUCAGGCCCACAACUGAAGCCUUUCUGAGCAUGGAUAUGACUGUCACAGCCUGGGAGACCGAGCUCACCCCAAUCAAUGGAAGUGAUCAGGCCUUCCAUCAAUAUUAUAAAGAGUUCAUAAUCCUGCAAUUACUGACAAUCAUCGUGGCUCUGGUGGGGCUGGCAGGGAACGCGGUGGUGCUCUGGCUCCUGGGCUUCCGCAUGCGCAGGAACGCCUUCUCUGUCUACAUCCUCAACCUGGCGGGAGCCGACGUCCUCUUCCUCAGCUACCUAUUUAUACGUAGUCUAGCUUUACUUUUCGACUUCGAUAUUGUAAUUAGCAGAUUUCUCUUGCCUGUGUCAAUCUUUGCCUACAUCUCAGGCCUGAGCUUUCUCAGCGCCAUCAGCACAGAGCGCUGCAUGUCUGUCCUGUGGCCCAUCUGGUACCGUUGCCACCGCCCCAGUCACAUGUCUGCUGUCAUGUGUGCCCUGCUCUGGGCCCUGUCCCUGCUGCUGAGCAUGCUGGAAGGGAACUACUGUGGCUUCCUGGUGAGGAAUAUACAUCAUGUUUGGUGCCCAGUGUUGGAUUUCAUCUCUGUGGCGUGGCUGAUUUUGUUAUUUGUGCUUCUCUCUGGGUCCAGCCUGGCCCUGAUGACCAGACUGUUGUGUGGCUCCCAACGGGUGCCUCCUACCAGGCUCUACAUGACCGUCGUGCUCACAGUGCUGGUCUCCCUCCUCUGUGGCCUGCCCUUUGGCAUCCACUGGUUCCUCUUAUUCUGGCUUCCAAAUGAAUCUAAUGCCCUCUUUCAACUUUCCAAGAUGGUAGCACUUCUGUCCUGUGUUAACAGCUGUGCCAACCCCAUCAUUUACUUCUUCGUUGGCUCCUUCAGGCAGCGAUGGAGGAAGCAGAGACACACCCUGAGGCUGGUUCUCCAGAGGGCUCUGCAGGACACUCCUGAGGUGGAUGAACAUGGAGAAAGCCUUCCUGGGGAAACCCUGGACAUGUCGGGAAGCAGUCUGGGGCAGGGAUGAGAGCCUCUGCCCUGUUCAGUCUGAAGUACCUUUGAGACUCACUGCUGCCCUGCCAGGCUUGGAAAGUAUCUAGUCUUCUCUCAGCCUGAGUCUCAGAAUGCUUCAGUGAUUCCCCAAUCUUUUCAAAUAGGUUGUUUUUAAUCUGGAUGUUGCAGUUUUUCUCAGAGAAAGCAUUAGUCCAAACAUUAUACCUUGCCAUUGUCCUUGACAUUACCAAUA
Molecule: messenger RNA, 1399 nt
Organism: Eptesicus fuscus (big brown bat)
Lineage: Eukaryota; Metazoa; Chordata; Mammalia; Chiroptera; Vespertilionidae
Product: mas-related G-protein coupled receptor member X1-like
Exons: 2
Coding region: 200-1180 (326 amino acids)
Biological process (GO): G protein-coupled receptor signaling pathway
Cellular component (GO): membrane
Molecular function (GO): G protein-coupled receptor activity
Source: RefSeq, a predicted model, not a curated record